AUGGACGUUGAAGCCCUCAUCGAUCAGCUAACGCUGGAGGAGAAGGUUGCUCUCACAGCCGGAACGGGAUGGUGGCACACAACGGCAAUUGAGCGCCUCAACAUCCCCUCCAUACGCCUCUCGGACGGGCCAAACGGCGUGCGCGGCACCCAUUUCUUUGAUAGCACGCCUUCAGCAUGUCUCCCCUGCGGUACUGCCCUGGGUGCUACCUUUGAUACCGACAUCGCAGAGCGCAUUGGUCAUCUGCUGUCCGACGAGGCCCAUGCUAAAGGUGCACAUGUUGUUCUGGGACCAACCAUCAACAUCCAGCGCAGUCCUCUGGGCGGGAGAGGCUUCGAGUCUGUGUCUGAGGAUCCGGUUGUGUCUGGUGUCAUCGCUGGCCACUAUGUCCGAGGACUCCAAAAGUCGGGCGUGAGCGCUACCCUCAAGCACUUUGUGUGUAAUGACAUGGAGAGCGAGAGGAUGGCUGUCGACUCGCUCGUGACGUCUCGGGCAAUGCGCGAGAUCUAUCUUCUGCCAUUCAUGAUCGCUACUGAGCUGGGUAAGCCCCGUGCGUUCAUGACUUCUUACGGCAAGGUUAACGGAACCCACUGUUCGGAGAACAGCCACAUCUUGCAGGACAUUCUUCGAGACGAAUGGAAGUGGGAUGGCUUGGUGAUGAGUGACUGGUUUGGAACAUAUAGCACAUCCGAAGCGGUCAAUGCCGGCUUGGACCUAGAAAUGCCGGGUGCAACCAGAUGGCGCGGUGUUGCAUUGAGCCAUGCGGUCUCCUCCAACAAGGUCAAAAUGUCUGUCCUUGACGAACGAGUUCGGAACGUUCUGAAGUUGAUCAAGCACGGAUUAGAGGAGACAUCGAUCCCUCCGAACGCUCCCGAGAAGCAGCUGAAUACUCCAGAGCACAUUGCAUUGCUUCGGGAAGCUUCGGCAAAGUCUCUCGUCCUGCUGAAGAAUGACAACCAAGUCUUGCCAUUCAGCCCCCAAAAGAAGACCGCCGUCAUUGGCCCCAACUCCAAGAUUGCCACAUAUUGUGGAGGUGGGAGUGCCAGUCUGCGAGCGUACGCUGCCAUCACUCCGUUUGAGGGUAUCAGGGCUGCUGCCGAGGAUGUUGUGUUUUCUCAGGGCGCAUAUGGACACCAAAUGCUACCUCUUCUCGGCGACUACCUGAGAACUCUGGAUGGGAAGCAAGGAUUCACUCUGCGGAUGUACAAUGACCCUCCGCCCUUGACGGGCAAAGACACCCGCAUGGUGAUCGAUGAACGUGUGUUGGACGCAACCAACCCCUGGUUCGUAGACUAUGAGCAUCCUGAGCUAUCAGAAGUUUGGUUUGCCGAGGCGGAAGGUAUCUUCACCCCUGAAAGGUCUGGAGACUGGGAUUUCGGUCUUGCCGUCCACGGUACAGCCGAGUUGUUCAUCGAUGAAGAAUUGGUUGUGUCAAAUAUGGAGAACCAGCGUCCCGGAAGCAGCUUCUUGGGCUCUGGAACAGUAGAAGAGACUGGCAGCAAGAGCUUGGUCGCCGGCCAGAAGUAUCGCCUCCUUGUCAAGUGGGGAUGCUCCAAGACCAGCAAGCUAAAGAUCUCCGGCGGCGUUGAUUUUGGCCAAGGAGGUCUUCGCUUCAGUGGAUGCCCGAGAUUGGACCCUACAGCCGCUAUCAAAGAAGCGGUCGAGAUUGCCCAGUCAGUCGACCAAGUUGUGCUCUGUAUUGGUACUAGUGGCGAGUGGGAGUCUGAGGGACAAGAUCGCGCAAGUAUGGCUCUCCCGCCGGGGACAGAUGAGCUUGUCGCCGCUGUACUACAGGCCAACCCCAAGACAGCCAUCGUUGUUCAAAGUGGUACGCCGGUGGCUAUGCCCUGGAUCGAUCAAGCCAGUUCAGUCGUUCAGGCAUGGUUUGGCGGUAACGAAUGCGGAAAUGGCGUUGCCGAUGUCUUGUUUGGCAAGGUGAACCCGGCCGCAAAGCUUCCACUCACCAUUCCUCGCCGUAUUGCAGACAACCCUGCCGCUUUAAGCUUCCGAUCGGACAACGGAAGAGUGCUCUAUAGCGAGGAUGUUUAUGUGGGUUAUCGAUGGUAUGACACUCUCGACAUUGAACCUCUUUUCCCCUUUGGACACGGGUUGUCAUACACCAACUUUGCUGUAUCCAACCUGGAAGUUGAAGCUUCCAAUCCCGAAGAGAUGACUGUCAAGGUCCAGGUUAAGAACACAGGUGCCAUGUCUGGUGCCGAAGUUGUCCAGGUGUACAUUGCGCCAGCAGCAUCAACCCCACUGAAUGCAUCCCCGAGGGAGACCAUCACACGGCCGUCCAAAGAGCUCAAGGGUUUUGCUAAGGUCCAUGUCGAGCCAGGGGCUACUGAAGCCGGCGAGAUAAAGCUGGACGUUCUACGCGCCACGAGCUACUGGAGCGAGAUGGAAGAUUGCUGGCGUAGCGACGCAGGCGAAUACGGUAUUCUGGUGGGCACGAGCAGCCGAGGGGCUUUCCUCGAGACCUCGUUUGUGCUUCAAAAGACGCGACGGUGGAAGGGUUUGCGCGCAUAG
Messenger RNA from Clonostachys byssicola, 2529 nucleotides. The record is from the annotation of a GenBank genome assembly. Lineage: Eukaryota; Fungi; Ascomycota; Sordariomycetes; Hypocreales; Bionectriaceae.